GCCUUUCAGAAGACCGAGCAGUGGGACUCGGACCAUAACAAGCAGUGUGCUGCUGGCUGACGGGCGUAGCGGUGAGGAGCUUACCGAGCCUGUUUCGCUACUCUUCGUGGAGGUGGAAGCGGGACCGUCUUGAGUUUUUUAACCUGCCUUUGUUCACCACCUCCGCGCCUCAGCCGGGAGGAGACGACGACGGUGACCCUUCCGGUCGGCACCUUGUUUUUUAGAGAGGCUGCCAGCAGACACUUCUCGGAGGACACCUGCUGUCAGGACAAUGAGGCUCCCCACACUGCUGUCCUCCUUUGGACUGAUAACCUGCUGUCUGCUGACAAUGUUGCCGCUGUUUGGUUCCUGCCAUCCGGCCCCGACCUCUGGGAAGCCCAGCCUGGUGUUCAUGGAGCAGUUCAGCCGCCUGGGAGUCAGAUUUAACUGGAGAAAUGUCACCUGCCCGCUGUGCAAAGCAGUCUUCACCAUCCUUGAUAUCGCCCUUCUGAGUGAUGCAAAUGAAGAGCGAGUGGCACACGCAGUUGGCGAGGCAUGUAUCCGCCUCCAUCUGGCUGAUGAGCAGGUGUGUCGAGAAAUAACAGAGCUGUUCAGGGAUGACUUCAUCCGGGCCCUGCAGGAGUCCCUGCUGUGGCCCAGUGAGGCGUGCGCCCUGCUGGUGGGACCUUCCUGUGGUAAAUUUGACAUCUACGCACCCUGGAACAUCACCUUGCCAAAAGUCCCUAAGCCCCCUGUUACGCCACCCUCCCCUCCCAAACCUGGAUCUCCACAGAGCAGGGUCUUGUUUUUAACUGACAUCCACUUAGACCAGGAGUAUCAAACCGGCAGCGCUGCAGACUGCAAGGAUCCUCUGUGUUGCCGUAAAGACUCAGGCUCUCCCAGCUGGAGGCGGAGAGAGGCUGGGUACUGGGGAACCUACAGUAAGUGUGACCUGCCUCUACGUACCGUGGAGAACCUCCUGGAAAAUGCGGCCAAAGCCGGACCCUGGGACUGGGUCUACUGGACCGGAGAUAUACCAGCACACAAUGUGUGGUCUCAGACCAGGAAACAACAGCUGUCAGAGCUUACAGUCAUCUCCAGGCUCAUCCACAAGCAUCUUGGACCUAAUGUGACCGUUUACCCUGCUGUAGGGAACCAUGAGAGCACCCCAGUGAACAGCUUCCCUCCGCCCUUCAUUCACGGCAACAGAUCUUCCUCCUGGCUCUACGAUACGAUGGCAGAGGAAUGGUCGGCGUGGUUACCAGAGCAGGCUUUGAAGACUUUAAGAUAUGGAGGAUUCUACACGGUGGAGAUUCAGCCUGGUCUCAGGGUGGUUUCUCUCAACAUGAACUUUUGUGCUCGAGAAAACUUCUGGCUGAUGGUGAACUCUACUGACCCUGCUAACCAGCUGCAGUGGCUAGUCCAUAUACUCCAGGCCAGUGAGGACAAGGGAGAGAAGGUACAUAUCAUCGGUCACAUCCCGCCUGGCCUUUGUCUCGGCAGCUGGAGCUGGAACUACUAUCACAUCGUCAACAGAUAUGAAAGUACAAUCACUGGACAGUUUUUUGGCCAUACACAUUUGGAUGAGUUCCAAAUGUUUUAUGACGAGGCAACCAUGACUCGCCCGCUGGGAGUAGCGUUCAUUGCUCCCAGUGUCACUACGUAUGUUAAUCUUAACCCAGGAUACCGUGUCUACUAUGUUGACGGGAACUACCGAGGCAGCUCUCGCCUAGUGCUCGACCACGAAACCUUCAUCCUGAACCUCACAGAGGCAAACCACCGCCCAGAGGCGCCCCUCAGCCCCGAACCGAACCCUAAAUGGACACUGCUGUACCGCGCCACCGAGGCCUACGGUCUUUCCAGUCUGUUCCCUUCUGAUUACAACGGACUGAUGCGGGCCUUCAUCAACAAUGACAGAGUCUUCCAAAAGUUCUGGUACUUCAGACAUAAAGGACACGUGUCGGAGCCCUGCAAGGAGACGUGCAAAACCACGGUGCUUUGCUUUCUGCGGAGCGGGCGCUACGAUGAGCUGGAGCAGUGCGACCUGCUCAGUGGUUUUGGAGGAAACUUGGUGAAGGCUGCCAGAAAAACUCUCUGUUGAUCUGAGGUUUGAAUGGGUGGGGAAGGGAAAAAGCAAUAGGACCAAAUAUGAAAUUGAGCCAAAAAAGUAAAUUUUUCCUGUUGCUGGUAGCUCAACAAGGAUCGCUAUAUGUUUGUUUAACAAAGUCACUUUGGCCAUUAUUCAUUACUGUAUCAGUUUAUGUGGAUUUCAUAAACCUGACAGUGAGUAUGAAGAGUUAUGCCUUUUGUUGCGUAUGCCAGUAAUGUUUUUACAAAGACAUGAAACUGAUUGUUUAGCAACAGGACUUGGGGUUGCCUGUUGCCGUUUUGCAAUGCCAAUGUUCUGUUUACGUGAAAUGCACAGAGCGGCUCGGGCUAAGUGGCUUGUUCAGAGUUGGUGGUCCUACUGUACUGGGUGCCUUGUGUCAGGGAAAAUUAUCAUAAACAUAUCCAUCCUCAACAACAUCAACUUUGAAAGUUGCAUAAAUGUUGGUGCACUACAACUUCAGAAUCAUUUUCACUGUUGAUAUCUUUGAGGAUGGAUUUCAUCAGGUUUUCUUCAUACAAGAAAGAUUUCUUCAACUGCUUUCUUGUACAUUUGGGACAUUGCGGAAAGUUUGCUUUAAAAGUGAGAACUAUGUGACCUUUUAACCUGUCCCACAAUGCAAUGUUAAUAUAACAUUUGUCAGGAUUUGAAGGUUGUAAAAUGAUUCAGUAGGCCACUUACUUUGUUGUGAAUAUUUAUCAGGACUGAUCAGUAUUUCUCACUGAGGUUUACUUCUGUCUGCACUUUAAUUCUUUUGUUGGCUAGUUAACUUUUAGGUUUGAUAGAGGGUACAUUUGAUAGACCCAGUGUGAUGAGCUUGGAAAUGUUCUCAGAUCGUCAUCUAUACGACCUGUGGUGUAACAUGAGCAUGACAACAAAUGCAAAGAAUGCAAUAAUUUAAAGAGAUUGUAUAAAUUAUGAAUAAAAGAUGGUAUCUCAUA
Molecule: messenger RNA, 3027 nt
Organism: Lates calcarifer (barramundi perch)
Lineage: Eukaryota; Metazoa; Chordata; Actinopteri; Centropomidae
Gene: smpd1
Product: sphingomyelin phosphodiesterase 1
Exons: 9
Coding region: 272-2080 (602 amino acids)
Biological process (GO): ceramide biosynthetic process; sphingomyelin catabolic process
Cellular component (GO): lysosome
Molecular function (GO): acid sphingomyelin phosphodiesterase activity
Source: RefSeq, a predicted model, not a curated record